AUGAUCAACGUAUUCAACUCUCCAAUUGAGGCGUCAAGUAUCGAUGAAUUCGCCGAAGGGCGAUCGGAUCAGCAACAAGUGUUCGAGAAGCGCAAGCGUCGUCCUAAGGUCGAGUAUACAUCUGAUGGACGCAAGGUCAUCGACGGAGUGAUGGAAGAUGAGCAGACACCGAAUGCGUUAUGGACGACGACGAUCUCGCGAGGUGUCGCCAAUGAUUGGAGAGCAAAAGCUGAAGGUGGACCGUUCUACAGGGCAAAACGAUACGUAUCGAUCGUUACGUACGAUGUGAAAGUGUUUGCGCAGAAUACGAUGCGUAGGUACGGUACACCGAUUCUGUUGCUGCUCAACCUUUUCCUUGCCUACACCAUCUGUCGACUUUUUAAAAUCUUAUGA
Necator americanus (New World hookworm) is the source of this 393-nucleotide messenger RNA. RefSeq lists its product as uncharacterized. The transcript has 4 exons. The record is from RefSeq and is a predicted model, not a curated record. Bases 1 to 393 code for a protein of 130 amino acids. Lineage: Eukaryota; Metazoa; Nematoda; Chromadorea; Rhabditida; Ancylostomatidae.